CGUAUUGGGAGCUGUCGUUGCGUUUUUAAAAUACGCCAGGUAGAUGACAUUUGGAGGUAGUGGUAAAUUUGUUUGGUUUCAUCAGUAUAUCGAGUUUGUCGGAAAUUAGACUGCCGGUGUCGAAGUUUCUGCUGCUGCCAACAUGUUCGCAGCAAGAGUGUGCUUACGGAAUCUUCCGAUCCAGUGCUUUCGCCCUAUGCUGGCCCCAGUGUCUCCAGCUGUAAGGAACUCCACAGUGAAGACCAUUCAGUGGCUUCAACAGCCAAAACAGGGAUAUGCCUCCAAAGUAAGGUUUGGGUUACGACGUGCAAAAUCUGCUCGUGAAGAAAUGAAAGAAGCAGCAUUUAAACCGGCUAUGGAAACUGCAGCUAAAAUUGACAACUUGGGAAGAUGGAUAAUUGCCGGAGGAGCAGCUGUUGGUAUUGGAGCAUUAUGCUACUAUGGAUUGGGAAUGUCCAGUGAGAUUGGAGCAAUUGAAAAGUCUGUUGUGUGGCCUCAGUAUGUGAAAGACAGAAUCCGAUCCACAUACAUGUAUUUUGCAGGCAGCAUCGGUCUCACAGCCAUGUCUGCUGUUGCUGUUAGUAGAUCUCCAGUGCUCAUGAAUCUCAUGAUGAAGAAUUCUUUCUUGGCAAUUGGAGCGACAUUUGCUGCAAUGAUAGGAGCUGGAAUGCUGGUGCGCACAAUACCAUAUGAACAGAGUCCUGGAUCAAAACAUCUGGCAUGGAUGCUGCAUGCAGGUGUCAUGGGGGCAGUGGUUGCCCCUUUAACCUUACUGGGUGGCCCUCUGCUUAUUCGAGCAGCCUGGUAUACAGCUGGCAUUGUCGGUGGUCUCUCUACUGUUGCAAUGUGCGCUCCAAGUGAGAAGUUUUUGAAUAUGGGUGCACCACUGGGAGUUGGCUUGGGCCUCGUCCUUGCUUCUUCAAUUGGGUCCAUGUUUUUACCUCCAACAUCUGCUUUUGGUGCUGGGCUAUAUUCAAUUGCAAUAUAUGGCGGACUUGUCCUUUUCGGCAUGUUCUUGCUUUAUGACACUCAAAAAGUUAUCAAACGUGCAGAGACCUACCCAGUUUAUGGAGUACAGAAAUAUGACCCUAUCAAUGCGUGUCUUGGAAUAUACACAGACACACUGAAUAUUUUUAUAAGAGUGGCCAUUAUGUUGGCUAAUUCAGGAGGUAGCAGGAAGAAAUGAAAGCUGACUGCGUAGGUGUUUGUGAUUUGACUGUGAUUAUCCAUCUUUUCCUGGCAUUUGCACAUUUUCCAAGUUUAUGUAGACGUUGCUUUCAUUAUGAAUACUAAUGAUCAUAAGGAAAGGUCACAAUCUUAAAAUGUUCUUACAAGAUCUUCUGACUGCUUAUGAACUGCAUACAGUGUUAAGACUCGUUGCACUUUUCAGAUUCUCACUUUACAUGCUGAUUGCCGCUACAUACAUGGGAAGGACUGUUUCAGUAGUAAUUAACAUGUUGUCUUUCACCAGUUUCAUUCAUUAAGCAUGUCAGUAUUGCAGUUCCCUUUGUCACACUGGGGUAGACUCUGCUGGCAUGGAAACUUUACCGGUCAGAUACGAUCUGUGUAAAAGUCAUUAUCACCCAGCACUGUAUGGAGUUCUUCCUAAUUCAGUAGUUCAGUAAAAAUUUUGCAAGUAAUUUGCUUAUUUGACCUAUGUUUGCUGUCAGUGCUGUUUUAUACACUUUAUGUUGUGUGAAUGUGUAGUAUUCAUUUGGUAUAGACUCUAGAAAUGUGUGUUGUUUAAUGCCAUUUCUGAUUAAAGCUCUUAAGCAUACCUGUUGUAAACAAUUACCAAAAAUUUUUCUGAAAUGUGUUUGCUUGAGGGCCUGUUGUAAUUCUGAAAAUGGAGUGUUGUACAGUUGAGUUGUUUAUUAAACCAUCAAAAGUA
Molecule: messenger RNA, 1891 nt
Organism: Protopterus annectens (West African lungfish)
Lineage: Eukaryota; Metazoa; Chordata; Ceratodontiformes; Protopteridae
Gene: GHITM
Product: growth hormone inducible transmembrane protein
Exons: 9
Coding region: 143-1186 (347 amino acids)
Cellular component (GO): mitochondrial inner membrane
Source: RefSeq, a predicted model, not a curated record